AUGGAUGUAGACACGAUAGACAGUCCUAGUAGCAUGGAAGAGACGAUGUGCUUGGACGAAAUGAAGGAUUCGGACACCAAGACAAAAGGACAUGUCUACAUCAAGUCAGAAUGCGGACUUUGCGAUCAAAUUAUUCACGCCGACGAGUGGACUGUAGCCUGUGAGAAUGGAAAACCACUCCAUAUCCUUGCCCAGUUCUAUGUCAUGGACCCUAUAUGGGUCGCUUCAGCAUGGAAGUUCCCAUGGCGACACCGAACUACCCAGCGCAAGCCUCGACUCGAUCUCACUGACACGACGCUGGUGUCAAUAGGACCCCCAGUUGCUGAGGUCAUUGGCAUCCCGGGUCUGGCUUCUUUGCCACAAGAAGUGCUUCAAAUGGUCAGGGCUUAUACCCCUGGUAAUCUCCUCUGGCGAUAUUCUCUCAUCCAAAAGACUGCUGUGGAGAUGUCACGGCCCUUCCAAAACCCCCUCGAGCCUGAAGAAGAUGCUAUUCAUUUCUCUCUGGCAGUAGUGAAAUCUUGGAAACGUGGAGUUCAAGGGGUGGAUACUACUUGUGAUGAGAGUGAAUCAGAGUCAUUCAUCAUCAGACUUACUGUUGACUGUCUUGACUUGAAGGAGAUCCGUAGAUUGCAAGAUUGGCCAGAGUAUAACCAUAUUCGGUCUAACACUUGCGCAUAUGUUUUCUUCACGCACGGACAAGCAAAUAGCUCUUUAAUUUCAUCCAAGUUUGGGCGAGCAUUUAUCGAGAAUCCUAAUGACUCUCGAGAGUUCCAAUUCUGGGACACACCUACCCCUCCCUUGAGAGGGUUGAAAAUGUUUCCGCGACCGGAUCGUCCAGGUUCCAUUCGAUACCGCACUGUCAAUCUCCUCAAUAUCACGGGACUUACCUUCUUCUUUCUGAGAGGCUUCAUAAUGGCAGUUCACUCCCACACAGCGAACGCACCAGUCGCAGCACCAACUGUGCAACAUUUCUCUCCCCUCCUUCGGAUCGGCGUGGGAGACACCUGGCAAAGACUUGUAGAGAUAUGCACCAAACUCACAGGGACCUUUUUCUUUGGCCCUUAUAAAUGCUAUACCGACACUGACCUUGUAUCGGGCAAUGAGCCAUCUGUGCUCGUCUACAACGUACCGACUAAGCGAGUAGGCGGUUCACUCGGUACAGUUACUGAGCAUAACUUUGAGAGUGGACCCUUAUUAUCGUUUCCUCGUUAUCACAAAGACGAGAGGGAUCCCUCCGGUCUGCGCUGUAUCAAUACUGAAGCUCCGGCGAAAAACAUCACUCAUGCUGAUGUCUGUUACGACAGCAGCAAUGGACACUGUAAAGGAUUGCUCCUGGAGUAUGCAAACGGUGCGCAGCAGGCAAUAGGGCCAUGCCGAAUUGGUAUUGACCCUUUCAAUGCUUACGAAAAACCAUCCUGGAUCUGCUACCGGGAUAUAUAUGAUCCAGAAACAUGCGAUGAAACCGGAAGUUGUAUAGUUGAGUGCACCACUGGCACGAGUAGCCACGAGCAUGAACCUUGCGACAUUGGUGAUUGGGUGUGUAUGCGUCCAAGAGGAGGGGGAUAUCUUGAGUUCACGUGCGAUCACAAGAGAGCCAACUUUGUAUGUGGCCUCUGCUGUCAGACCAUUGCCCCAGACGAAUGGGCUAUAGCAUUGCUAAACUACGGUCGGAACAAGUAUGAAGCUCGGCCUGACUACUGCACAAAGAGAUUCCGGUUCCCUCAAACGCCCGGAGUCAUCACAGAGACUGACUGGUACCCCUUAUGUAACAGCGUGGAGUGUCGAGACUGCAGGUGGUCGCCUGAGUCUGUGACAAUGCAUGCGAAUUGCUAUUGUUUGUUCCUACAGACGUACCGCGAGAAGCCAGUAUUAGAACGUCUUUGGGUUGCAGCAGUCUGGAGGAAUCCGUGGAUUGUGUCUUCUUUAAAACCAAGAACACAACUUGAUAUUAUCGACAACGGACUGGUAUCAAUUAGUCUUUCCAGUGCAGAAGCCUUGGGCAUGCCGCUGCUAACAAGUUUACCAUCCGAGGUUCUUCAGCUCAUUAGAGCUUAUUCACGCGAGAAUGUUGUCUGGACCUAUCCGGCUAUCAAAGCCAAAGCAGAGGAAAUGUCAAGUACAAUCUCAGUAUUGCAAAAAAAAUGGCAUCGAGGGCAAGAUGCAGAGCUCGAAGAGAAUCCACCCGAGUCUGUUGUGUUCCGGUUCACCCUCGAUUCCCACGGGCUACUGGACAUAGAAAGACUCCCAGACUGGCCCGAGUAUAAGAGCUGUCGAUACCGAACUCACAAAUACUUCUUUAUUGAUUUUGCCGAAGCUCAACAUACUUUGGUAUAUUUCAAAUUUGGACAUGCACGGAUGAGACUGGCUCCCUCGUGGUCCGGGCCUUUACAAUUAUGGGACAUACCAAGUCCACCUACGGAAGGGCUUGAGGUUCUUUUGAAGCCACGUUUUACAGAUGUUACUUGCAAUCGCACCAUCGAUCUACGCAACAUCAUGGGCAUUACGUUCUUUUACUACCAGGGCACUUUGAUGGGACUUCAUGCUCACACCCUCGGAGCCCCGACGGCGGUGUCUACCGUUGAGGACAUCCUUUCAGAUUAUAAACCCCAUUUAGUAUGGAUAUACAUUCCCAUACCACAUGGCGAUCGCAUUCUGAGAUUUGGCCUGCGGACUUGGAAAAAUGAACAUGAGGAACCAGCGAACCAUCACACAGCUUUACUUGUGACCACAAAGCUUGCUGGCGACUUCUCUCUCGGUCCAAACUUCGAUGUGGAAGAUCAAAAUUUCUUAUUUCAAGGAACGCCCACUGUUCUUGUUCACAACACACCAGCACAGGGUGGAAUUACAUUAUUAGGUCUAGCAGGUGAUAGACCCCAGGAGACGCUACCCGCCCCUAGAUUUCCUAUUAUCUCCCUCUCGCCUGACCAGUUAGCGUAUGGUGGUAAUGCUAUUACAGUGGACAUUUCACUGAAAGGUGCUGUCCGAAUUGACAUCUUCAAAGAUACUCUCACAGGAUGCUUAAGAGGCUUCCUUCUUGAGUAUGAGAAUGGCUCACAGAAGACUGCAGGGCAAUGCCGCGUGGGGGUUGACCCGGUCACGGUUUGUCACAAACCCGUGUCGUUCUGCUACCGCAAGGUUCUUGGGGGGGGACUUGAUGAGCACAGAAAUUAUGAACUUGAAUGUUUUUCGGAGACGGGUGAUCAUCAUUAUGAUCAUAAAUCUCCUUAUGGGGCUUGGACUUGUUCAGAUUUCGGAGUGUACGCCAAGGUUUGGUGUAACGAUGUAACAACCGAACUGUAUACAUACACUCCCAGGUCUCAUCGGUUUAUAAGGAUAGAGGAUUGA
Messenger RNA from Fusarium redolens, 3345 nucleotides. RefSeq lists its product as uncharacterized. The transcript is spliced from 10 exons. The record is from RefSeq and is a predicted model, not a curated record. Lineage: Eukaryota; Fungi; Ascomycota; Sordariomycetes; Hypocreales; Nectriaceae. Bases 1 to 3345 code for a protein of 1114 amino acids.